CGUGCGUCACAACCCGGGCUCCUGCCCCGCCCGUCCCGCCUGCCCGCUGGUCGGUCCCCGCGGCGGCGGCGGCGGCGGCGGCGGCGGCGGCGGCGGCUGCCCAGUGACAGCAGUGGCCGCACCAGGCCAGCCGUACAAGCAGCGUAGGGUCGUGCGGCCCGGAAACGCAUAGCCGGCCAACGGGCGGCACGGCACGAGGAAGGCCCGAUCGCGGUCGCGCGUGAGGAGACCUCGCGGGCCCCGGGCGUGAGGCCGGCGUGAGGGAGCGCGGAGGCAGUGGCCGCCGGCGGCCGGGACCCGCCUGCCUUCGCGGCCGCCGCCGGCAUGAGCCACAUCCAGAUCCCGCCGGGCCUCACGGAGCUGCUGCAGGGCUACACGGUGGAGGUGCUACGGAAGCGGCCGCCCGACCUCGUCGACUUCGCGGUAGACUACUUCAGCCGCCUGCGUGAGGCCCGCGCCCGAGCCUCCAGCCCUCCCGCCGCCCCUCCUUCCGGCUCCCAGGAUCUAGAGCUCAGCCCCGGCCUUGUCGCCGACGCGAACGCAGAGAGUGAGACCGAUGAGGACGAGGACUUGGACGUUCCAAUUCCUAGUAGAUUUGAUCGGCGAGUAUCAGUUUGUGCUGAGACCUAUAACCCUGAUGAGGAAGAGGAAGAUACUGAUCCAAGGGUGAUUCAUCCUAAAACUGAUGAACAGAGAUGCAGACUUCAGGAAGCUUGCAAAGAUAUUCUGCUUUUCAAAAAUCUUGAUCAGGAACAGCUUUCUCAAGUUCUCGAUGCCAUGUUUGAAAGGGCAGUCAAAGUGGAUGAGCAUGUUAUUGACCAAGGAGAUGACGGAGACAACUUUUACGUCAUAGAGCGGGGAACUUACGAUAUUUUAGUAACAAAAGAUAAUCAAACUCGCUCUGUUGGUCAGUAUGACAACCGUGGAAGUUUUGGAGAACUAGCUCUGAUGUACAACACCCCGAGGGCUGCUACCAUUAUUGCCACCUCAGAAGGCUCCCUUUGGGGACUGGACCGUGUGACUUUUAGAAGAAUCAUAGUGAAAAACAAUGCCAAAAAGCGGAAGAUGUUUGAAUCAUUUAUUGAAUCUGUGCCCCUUCUUAAAUCACUAGAGGUGUCAGAACGAAUGAAGAUUGUGGAUGUAAUAGGAGAGAAGAUCUAUAAGGAUGGAGAGCGCAUAAUCACUCAGGGUGACAAAGCUGAUAGCUUUUACAUUAUAGAGUCUGGUGAAGUGAGGAUCUUGAUGAGAAGCAAGACUAAAGCAAACAAGGAUGGUGGGAACCAGGAGGUUGAGAUUGCCCGCUGCCACAAGGGGCAAUACUUCGGAGAGCUUGCACUGGUGACCAACAAACCCAGAGCUGCUUCGGCUUACGCUGUGGGAGAUGUCAAAUGCUUAGUUAUGGAUGUUCAAGCCUUUGAGAGGCUUCUGGGGCCCUGCAUGGACAUCAUGAAGAGGAACAUCUCACACUACGAGGAACAGCUGGUGAAGAUGUUUGGCUCCAGCAUGGAUCUGAUCGAUCCUGGGCAUUAAGUGUGCCACACCUCAGAGUCUUCUCAGUGUGACACCAAAACCUUCCAGUCAGCCACAGAACACAUGCCGAAAGCAGAAAUGACAGAACUGUUCCUUCUGUUGCCCCCACAGCUGCCGUUGCUGUGGCCAUGGGCAUUUAGAAAACUUGAAAGUCAGCACUAAAGGAUGGGUAGAGGUUCAUCCUGCACCUCCACUUGGCUUCUGAAAGCCCAUUAUUAGACUUCUUGUAAUGAUUAUUCCAACCCAGUUUCACAUCUUUGGUUCAAAAUGGCAUGUCUCUCCAACAAUUUAAGUGCCUGAUACUAAGUCCAAAGUGUAAAAACAUCUUCCUUUCCUCUCUUGCUGCUACUGUUGCUUUUGGAAGUGACCACAGGUCUGCACAAACCUAUUGUGUAACUGUAGAUACCCUCCCCCAACCUUUCUCAAGGGAGGAAAUGUAGCCUUUGACCUCCUCAUUUGUCCUCUUAAGAAAAUCCACAUUUGUUCACAAUUGUUUGGUUUUACAGUGGAAAGUGGUGGGAAGGUCUGUGGUCCUGUGGCCUUGUACUGUCUACUGAAAGCUGCGCACAAGACAGCUAUCUCCAAAUUCACAGUGACGCUCAAGGGACAGUCCUGCUGAGGACCCAGCAGGUUGGCAUCGCAGAGCACACUGAUCAAUCACUGGGACCCAUGUCAGAGCAGAAAAUUUGGGUUCGGUACAUUGUUCAUGUAGCAGAGAGACAGGGAAGGUUUCCUGGGUUGGGGGGUUUUGUUUUUUGUUUUGCUUUAGUAGGUUUUGUUUUGUUUAAUCUCUGUGCAGUUUGCCUGAAUGAAUUGCUGUCCACAUAUGAGAAGCCAGGAUUUGGAGGUGCCAUCACUUUAUCUGGCCCAAAUACUUACCUGGAUAAUUCCUGCCAUCCCUUAUUUCCAGUUGCCUCUACUGGCUGAUGGCAGUGUGCCGGCAGGAGCUGUAGUGCAGAGAGAGCCCUUUGCUCCUAUUCCAGGGUUAUCACAUAGCUUUGCUGUUGCACCAUCAAUUUUUAAACUCUUUAAAAAAGAAGCAGCUAUUUUUUGAAAUUAAAAAAAUGUUUCUCUAUUCAGGAGUUCCCCUUGGACAUAUUCACAUAUAUUAGUUUGUUGGCUGACUCAGGCACUUAUCCUAAUGAUUAACUCUUUUUGUUAGUUUUCAAAAAUCGGCCUCAUUUACAAUUUUAUAGAAUUACUGCCAAGACCUUUCUAAUUAAGAUGUUAGGAUAUUUGGGGUUCUAAUUGUUAAUCCCAGAAGAAAGUAAUUUGGUUUGUAUUUUUUAACUUUUUUAACCUUUUAAUUAUAAUAGGUAGAAUUUUGAUGAAUUAUUUUAAGUAGACAUGUUUCAGAACGAAAUUUUUCUUCAGAAUGACUUAAAAUCAGAUGUUACAAGUGAUCCUAAGAACAGUGUGAAAUUUGCAUAAAGAUAAAUUUGAAUGUUGUAGUCAAGUUUAUAUUAAAUCAAAAGGCCCUUUCCAAUACGAUUUUUUAAAAACUUAGCGAUCAGUAAGUCCCUAAGAUACUAUGCGCUGGGGCUUGAAUCACUCCUAUGGUGGGUAAUGAUUGGAAGUCCACAUGGUCGCCUUCCAUUGUCCACAUAAGCCAGACUCUGUUUUUGCCACAGGCACUGUCGUCUAGAGAUUUCCCUUCCUCCUGUGCUCCAUUAAGUAAACGCAGAAGGACUCUUCAGACAGACUGCCCUGGGCAGCCUGCAUGGCAGCGCUCAGAAUUGCGAAUGGCUGUGACUGGUUCUCCGAAACAGGCAGCUAGCACUGGGAAAGUCCGCGUGUUUUUUUCCCAUGAUUUUCAAGGUUAUUCUUUUUUUGUGGUGGCAUUUUAUUAUCAAGUAAGUUAAGAAAGCAGAUCUUGCACGUUAGCUGACAAGAACCACACCAGUUUCUUGGAAAGAUAACAGGUACACUGGGCUUCAGGAGUGACACAGUAGUCUAGCCCCAGGCUAUGUGAGGACUCUGUAUAAACGCUGAGCAGAUGCCCCCCUUGCACCUGCCCCCCACCAUGCCAGCUGGUCAGGGCUGCCUGUGAACUCCACGCCAGAGUCACUCCUGCUGGCUGCCCUCUUGCACAUCCCAGUUCAGUUGACCCCUUCAGAGAAUCCUCUUAGACACUCCUGACUCGCUGAUGGUUGGUGUUUUCCAGGGUAGAAUUCAUCAGAUUUCAGUUCUCCUACUCUAAUUACAGGUUAUAUAUGCAUGAUCAGUCUAGCCCCUCUUUGCAUAUAGAGCCCCUUUGGGGUCUGGCUUGAAGGAAGGAGACUUUGAAGGACCAGUGCGAGUGAAAUAGCUGUCACCGAGGUGCCAGGAGUCCGACAGCGCUCCACGUCUGUGUGCGGCAGGGGGAAUCAAAGGUAGUGAGCGGUUCACCUCAGGGCUCUGGUGUCCACAUUGUGCUGGCCAAGCCCUGCACUGAUGGUUGAGCCUCACAGGGUGGAGCAUGUGUUGGAAAGUGAUCCCUUUGGUAAUUGAUUUUGGAUGGUGGAGAAUGUUCUGAGAGCCUUGAGGUCCAGGUUGCAGUAUUAUCCUUCCUUCUGACCCCGGUGUAUCAACUCUCUUUUGGUUGUAUUCUCUGAAGGAAGGAUUCAUGUGUUCUGACCUCUUAGUCAGUCCUUAUAUGUUAACUGAUAUUCUCAGAAAUCCAGGGUGGAGGUUUUUCUUCAAGCAAUUUAAUGAGUGAAUUUGGCAGCAAAGUGGCCAAGAAAUGUCUCUCCAGCCAGGCGAGGUCGUGUUCAUUCUAAUUGCCCAGAUUCCCUGCCCACGACGGCAGGGCAGUCAGUGAGUGGUGCCGCUGGCCCCCGGCAGCGCCCUGGGCACCCAGUGUGUCCAUGUCCUGUCAAGUGUACAAACAAUCCUCUCAUGUUUAGAAAAAUUGAAAGGGCAUUUUUGCACAGAGAAAAAGAAAAAACAUGACUGUCAUCUUUUAUCUUUUGUUUUCAGUUGGCUGAUGGAAUUUUUGUUCUUGACAUGCACUUGUAAACCAAUCUCUGCCAAGAUACAAGUUGUUUUGGUUUUUCACUAUAAUUACCUCUUGUUCCUCCUGUCUUGACUGCUGACGUUCCUCAAUGAUUCUAAUGUCUAUUUUAUGGGAAGCAGCCUUCCCGUGGGUUUCCUUUUACACACUGCAGGGCUAUCUUUAUACUUAAAAAGAAAUUUUUUUUUUAAAGAAUAUUGUCACUAACCUCAUGGGGAAUUUGCAGAAAACCAUUUAGCCCACCUUGAGAAAAAGGUAGAUUCCUCAUUGUUUUCUUCAGCUCACUGUAAUAAAAGAAAUCUAAUUCAGCAUUAUUGUGCUACCUCAAAGGUAAAAAAUGUUAAGGUCUUGUUUCAGUCCUGAGUUCUAUACAUAGUGUUCGAAAUGUCUUUCAGUUGGAAUUUUUUUUAAUCAUUGGGAAGAAUCUUACUUUAAUCUGUUUUACACUUAUGUUUUAAUCUCAGAAGAAUAAGUGAUUAAUUCUUGCUCUGUAGUAUUGAACAUAUAAUGAAAUCACUGUUUGCCAUAAACAAGGUUGGGUUUUUUAAAAGGAAACUCUAGGGCUUGGCUUCGCUUUUGGUUAAUAAAGGCUGACAAAUCAUGUCCGACUGUCCGGUGCAGCCUUGUGUCAUGUUUAUCCUCUCAUGUCGGGACUC
Pteronotus mesoamericanus is the source of this 5178-nucleotide messenger RNA. RefSeq names its product protein kinase cAMP-dependent type II regulatory subunit alpha (gene PRKAR2A). The transcript is spliced from 11 exons. Gene Ontology annotation, biological process: negative regulation of cAMP-dependent protein kinase activity. The coding region runs from base 325 to 1530 and encodes 401 amino acids. Lineage: Eukaryota; Metazoa; Chordata; Mammalia; Chiroptera; Mormoopidae. The record is from RefSeq and is a predicted model, not a curated record. Gene Ontology annotation, cellular component: cAMP-dependent protein kinase complex. Gene Ontology annotation, molecular function: cAMP-dependent protein kinase inhibitor activity; cAMP binding; protein kinase A catalytic subunit binding.